Messenger RNA from Strigops habroptila (Kakapo), 1569 nucleotides. Its product is annotated as keratin, type II cytoskeletal 5-like. Gene Ontology annotation, biological process: keratinization; intermediate filament organization. Gene Ontology annotation, cellular component: keratin filament. NCBI's taxonomy places the organism in Eukaryota, Metazoa, Chordata, Aves, Psittaciformes, Psittacidae. The coding region runs from base 1 to 1569 and encodes 522 amino acids. The record is from RefSeq and is a predicted model, not a curated record. The transcript has 7 exons. Gene Ontology annotation, molecular function: structural constituent of skin epidermis.
AUGAACCGGCAAACUUACAGCAUGAGAGCCGGAGGUGGAGGCAGAUCUUACAGCACUGCCUCAGCUAUUAUUCCAAGCAGCAACAGGGCUGGCUUUAGCUCGAUGUCUGUGGCACGGUCUGGAGGAGGUGGAGGUGGUUUUGGAAGGCUCAUCGCAGGAGGUGGCAGUGGUGGUGGUGGUUUUGGCAGCAGGAGCCUCUACAACCUUGGUGGUAGCAAGAGAAUAUCCAUUGGUGUUGGAAGCAGCUUCCGAGCUGCUUUUGGGAGUGGAGCUGGGGGUGGCUCUGGCCUGGGAGGUGGUGGUGGCUGUGGACUUGGUGGUGGUGGAGCUGGCAGCAGUCUUGGGCUUGGUCUUGGUGGUGGAGGUGGUGGAUAUGGCUUUGGUGGAGGUGCUGGUGGGCUUGGCUUUGGUGGUGGACAGGGAGGUGGUGGAGGGUUUGGCUUUGGUGGAGUAGGGGGUCUGGGAGGGUUCAGUGGAGGGCUCGGUGGUGGCAGGAACCCAAUGGGAUAUGGUGGUGGCCCACCUGGAAUUGGUACAAUCCAAGAAGUGACCGUCAACCAGAAUCUCCUGGCGCCACUGAACCUGGAGAUAGAUCCAAACAUCCAUCAGGUGCGAAAAGAUGAGAGGGAGCAAAUCAAGACCCUCAACAACAAGUUCGCUUCUUUCAUCGACAAGGUUCGCUUCCUGGAGCAGCAGAACAAGGUGCUUGAGACCAAGUGGACCCUCCUACAGGACCAGGGUCAAAAAAACAGCUCGGGCAAAAACAACCUGGACCCACUCUUUGAGGCUUAUAUUAACAACCUGAAACGGCAGCUGGCCACCCUGCUCAACGAGAGAGGACGCAUGGACGGGGAGCUGAAGAACAUGCAAGACCUUGUGGAGGAUUUCAAGAACAAAUACGAAGAGGAAAUCAACCGACGCACAGCAGCAGAGAAUGAAUUUGUGGUGCUGAAGAAGGAUGUGGAUGCUGCUUACAUGAAUAAGGUGGAGCUGGAGGCCAAGGUGGAUGCCCUGAACGAUGAACUCAGUUUUCUCCGAGCCCUCUAUGAUGCGGAGCUGGCUCAGCUCAGUGCACAAGUGUCCGACACUGCUGUCAUCUUGUCAAUGGACAACAACCGGGACCUGGACCUCAGCAGCAUCAUAGCUGAAGUCAAAGCUCAGUAUGAAGACAUUGCUAACCGGAGCCGUGCCGAGGCAGAGGCUUGGUACCAAACCAAGUUCGAGGAACUGCAGGCCACGGCUGGGAAGCAUGGGGAUGACCUGCGUAACACAAAGGGGGAAAUCUCUGAGCUCAACCGUCUCAUCCAGAGGAUCCGGUCAGAGAUAGAGAACACGAGGAACCAGUGUGCCACCCUGCAGACGGCCAUUGGAGACUCCGAGGAGCGUGGGGAGCUGGCUCUCAAAGAUGCCAAGGCAAAGAUGAUUGACCUGGAAGAUGCCCUGCAGAAAGCUAAAGCUGACAUGGCCCGGCAGCUCCGGGAGUACCAGGAGCUCAUGAACAUCAAGCUGGCCUUGGACAUUGAGAUCGCGACCUACAGGAAGCUGCUGGAGGGAGAGGAGAGCAGGUAA